AUGGCAACUUCGUCGACGAGCACUGGGUAUGUCCAAGUCAUCGAGGACGUUAUCAACAACAUCAUAGAAGAAUUCAUCAACAAUGGUGGCCCUGGUGAAGUAAUCCUUACCGAAUUCCAAGGAAUGAUGCAAGUUGGGGCUAUACUGGUUCCAAUUGAUAGAUCUUCUAUGAAGCUAACAACCCCUGUGAUCCCGACAAACCAUGUUCAUGAUCUUAAUGUACCUUAUGAAGACCUUGAAGAGUAUGAAACUCCUAAUAUUGAUUUACUUUUUCCUCCGACUCCGAUGCAAACGCCUUUUCCUUCUCAAACACCAAUACCUGGAACAACCCUAACACCUUUACCAAGUUCAUUGGACAGUUCACACAACAUACCUACUGAGGGCACUCCCAUGAACCCAAAUGAUUAUCCUCCUGUAAACAAUAGUGGAGCUUCAGAGAGCAGAGUUAGGAGGCCAAGCCCUUACAUGGUUGAAAGAGGAGCAGCUAGUCAACCUACAACUCAGGAUUUCUUUUUAUCUUUUGGAAAACGAAAGAGGGAAUAUUUCCCCUCACAAUAUCUUCAAGGUGGACAUAUUCCACAGCAAGAUAGAGCUGGAGAUUUGAUAACUAAUAACUCUGAGCUACAAGUACCAACUCCUACCAUGGUCAACCAAAAUGAUGUUGUGGAUGGUGAUGAAGAAGAGCCUUUGAAUGAAAAUGAUGAUGAUCUUGAUGAUGUGGAUCACGGCGAUGAAGUAAAUACAUAUCACCUAAUUAUGGCUCAGUUUAUCAAGGUAUGA
Molecule: messenger RNA, 780 nt
Organism: Lactuca virosa
Lineage: Eukaryota; Viridiplantae; Streptophyta; Magnoliopsida; Asterales; Asteraceae
Source: the annotation of a GenBank genome assembly